GAAUAGAAGAGGAAGAAACGGCAACGCCCGUUUUAGGUUUUGGUAGUUCACUGAUACAGAGACAGAACAUAAACCCUAAACCUCCAAAGCUCGCCAUAUUUCUUUCUUUUUAAUUUCUUUGUAUAGAAUAAAAAAAUUAUUGUAGUUAGGAAGAGAAAGAAAAAUGCAGCACGAUGAGGUCAUAUGGCAAGUUAUCAGGCACAAUCACUGCAGUUUUAUGGCCAAAAUCACAACGGGGAAUUUUUGUAGAAACCCAUAUAACAUAACUGGGAUUUGUAAUCGGAGCUCUUGCCCUCUUGCUAAUAGUCGCUAUGCAACUAUCCGUGAUCACGAUGGUAUCUUUUAUUUAUAUAUGAAGACUAUUGAGAGAGCUCAUAAACCCAAUGAGUUAUGGGAAAGAGUAAAGUUGCCAAGAAACUACGAGAAGGCACUUGAAAUCAUAGACAAGCAUUUGAUGUACUGGCCAAAGUUUCUUGUGCACAAAGCUAAACAGCGCCUGACAAAAAUGACUCAGAUGCGUAUACGAAUGAGGAAGCUGGCAUUGAAAACAAGGGAGAAGAUAAUGACUACACCCAGAAAAGAGAUAAAGAGAGAAUCUAGAAGGGAGAAAAAGGCUGAAACAGCUGCUGAACUGGAUAAGAGUAUUGAGAAAGAGUUGCUUGAAAGACUCAAUGGAGGACUUUAUGGUGACAUACAUAAUAUUCUACCAAACUAUUUCAACAAAAUUCUUGACGAAAAUGAACUGCAUGCUGUUAGCGAUGAUGAUGAUGUAGUGGAACCUGAAAUAGAAUAUGUUCAAGGCUAUGAUGAUCUUGAAGAAGAAGAUGAUAUAGAAGAUUUUGGUGGUUUUGCUAUUGACGAGUCUCUCAAGAAUAAUGAUGAUGCACCUGAGGAUGAAGAGGAGAUGGGCACAGUUGAUCGUAAGAGGUUAAAGAUUAGAUCAGAGUCUGCUCGUCGAAAGGUGGAGGAAGAUGAACCUAGAAAAUCAAAAAAGAAAGCUAGGGUUCUGGUUGAGGUUGAGAAUGAAGAUGCUUCUGAAAGGCAGAGGGAAACCUUUUGAGAGGGUUUUAAGACAUCUGCGUGUAAAAUUGUUGUUCUUUACAUCAAUUUUGUAAUUUAGGUUUCAUACUUGGGAAGUUAAAUCUCUACUAAAAGUUAUAUCUUUUGCUUUGUCU
Populus euphratica (Euphrates poplar) is the source of this 1175-nucleotide messenger RNA. Its product is annotated as protein MAK16 homolog. The transcript is spliced from 10 exons. The coding region runs from base 164 to 1060 and encodes 298 amino acids. Gene Ontology annotation, biological process: maturation of LSU-rRNA; maturation of 5.8S rRNA. NCBI's taxonomy places the organism in Eukaryota, Viridiplantae, Streptophyta, Magnoliopsida, Malpighiales, Salicaceae. Gene Ontology annotation, cellular component: nucleolus; preribosome, large subunit precursor. The record is from RefSeq and is a predicted model, not a curated record.